Miscanthus lutarioriparius is the source of this 333-nucleotide messenger RNA. The record is from the annotation of a GenBank genome assembly. Lineage: Eukaryota; Viridiplantae; Streptophyta; Magnoliopsida; Poales; Poaceae.
AUGGCGUCGGGGCUCAACAGCGGCCUGAUGCGCUACGUGACGAGGCCGAUCGCGUUCGCUGUCAAGGCACCGUGGAAGAUGCUCACCGUCGUGCCGGGGUUCUCGGCGAUGAAGCAGCCCGUCGAGGCCUUCUUCAUGUCCAGCACCGACGCGAGCACGCACGCCCCACGACCCAAACGGCGCGGAGUCUUAGGGGGCUCGGAGCUCAAGCCCGGCGCCUGUGCUUGCCUCGCAUGCUGCCGCCGAGCACUCCAGCGCCGCCGCGCUCGCCCUGGCUCGCCAAAGAUGCCUUCGCCGGAGCUGCGCCGCACCAGCCCGCGAUUCCACCCGUAG